Messenger RNA from Blumeria graminis f. sp. triticale, 429 nucleotides. Lineage: Eukaryota; Fungi; Ascomycota; Leotiomycetes; Helotiales; Erysiphaceae. The record is from the annotation of a GenBank genome assembly.
AUGGCGGCAUUCUUUCGAAAUAUCAACUCCCGCAUCCGAGCACACCCCGUGCUGAAUUAUGUCUGUUCUACACAUUUUUGGGGUCCCGCCUCCAACUUUGGAAUUCCCAUAGCCGCCGUCAUGGACACACAGAAGAGUCCGGAUUUAAUUUCGGGACAAAUGACCGCCGCUCUCACUAUCUACUCAGCAACGUUUAUGCGCUACUCGCUUGCCGUUUCCCCAAAGAAUUACUUACUCUUUGCAUGCCACUUAGUCAAUGAGUGUUCUCAACUAACGCAAGGAUACCGUUGGAUGCAAUAUCACAAGUGGGGCGGAAAAGAGCAACUCCUAACUCAACAAGCUGAAAGCAGUUUACAGUCAGUAAAAAACAAUGCGGAAUCCGUGACUGAUACCGUGGUCUCAAAAGCUAAGGAGGUUGUUUCAAAGUAA